UAGAUUCUCCGAUUCGGGAAGCCAUUGCAAACGAGGUAAAAAGUGUUAUCGCUAGUUCUCAGCAGGACAUGUUGAACAAUAUGAGCGCAAUGAUGGACUCAAGAUUGAAUCGUUUACAAUCCAACAUUCAACAGUCUCAGUUUGAUAUUUCCAACGCACAGAUCAACAAAAUAGAGGAAAGUGUAUCAGACAAUUACAAGUUUCAAAGGAAAGGGAAUGAAAACCAGUUUCGACACAGUGUAAAAGUAAUUUCCAAGUUAACGGAGGCCCGUUCCUUGCUGGAUACUCCUGAUGUCAGCCUCUCCAAAGUAGCCGCGGCAAAAGACAAGAUAUCGGAAGCUAUAGACUUAGUUCAAGAGCGUCAGAAGCUUAUUAAGUUAGCGGAUUCCUCCGACUUAGGAUGGCGUGUAGUGCAGGAAUACGUUACAAAUCCUAUAGCAGACGAUUCUGAGGACGAGAAACGUAUGAAUAGGGCCCAAUCUAGAGCUGAAAGAAAAUCUAAAGCGGAAAAGGCAAAAAAGCGUCCAAGACCAGUUCCAUAUAACAAAGAUAGGAGCUCUGAAGACAAGAACUCAAACUACAAGCCUGGUAGAUGUUUCACUUGUGGAAACAGAGGCCAUUGGAGUGAUAAUUGUCCACAAAAUAAGAAGUCAAAGAUAAGUACAUUCAAUUUAUUACAUUUAAAUAACGAUUUGUUAUCAUCUGAAUCAAAGAUAAAUAAUGUUAGUUUUGAACAUACAUGUAAUAUUUUACCUUCUGUCUCAAUAACGAGCAAGUACGAUAUACAAAACAAGAAUGUAACGACUGAACAGUUGUCAUCUGAUACUGUUUUAUACUUACCUGGCACACCUGUAGGUAGAUAG
Molecule: messenger RNA, 863 nt
Organism: Mytilus trossulus (common blue mussel)
Lineage: Eukaryota; Metazoa; Mollusca; Bivalvia; Mytilida; Mytilidae
Exons: 1
Coding region: 69-863 (264 amino acids)
Molecular function (GO): nucleic acid binding; zinc ion binding
Source: RefSeq, a predicted model, not a curated record